Cyprinodon variegatus (sheepshead minnow) is the source of this 3065-nucleotide messenger RNA. It is a transcript of the gene sypl1, whose product is annotated as synaptophysin-like protein 1. The transcript has 6 exons. Gene Ontology annotation, cellular component: synaptic vesicle membrane; synaptic vesicle. The coding region runs from base 483 to 1202 and encodes 239 amino acids. The record is from RefSeq and is a predicted model, not a curated record. NCBI's taxonomy places the organism in Eukaryota, Metazoa, Chordata, Actinopteri, Cyprinodontiformes, Cyprinodontidae.
UUUGCAUGAUUUUUCUUUUGCAGAUGUUCAGCCUUGCUCGAACUGCAGCUGUGGGAUAUUUUAAGACCUUUUUCCGGCUUUCAUUUUUCAUAACUGUUGGUUUUCUUUUAAGCAACUCAAUUAAAAUCAAGACUUUCACUGCUGUUUUUGCAUGCUGCGUCUUUUGGUAACCAAAUCCCUCACAUGAAGCGCCCCGAGGGGGGAGUUUGGCACACUUUUACGCGCGGCAUCCGCCACAUCUUGAGCGCAUCGCUGACCAGAUCUUACACUGAAAGAAGUGCUUACAUUAACAAAAUAGUUUUAUUGAAUUAAAAAAAAGGUUAUUAAGAAACUUUCAACCAAAAACAAGCUGUUUUUUAGUGUCAGGAAGACCACGUCACUGUGUUGAAGAACUCCCACUUUUUCCUUCCAGUUGGAUCAUCAUCCAGCUCUACAGUUAGAGGGGAAACCGGAUAAAGACUUGAACUGAAAACGGUUUAAUCAUGAUGACCGGAUUUCGACUCAACUUGUCGCCCCUGAAGGAGCCUCUGGGGUUCCUUAAACUGGUAGAAUGGCUCACCGCCAUCUUUGCUUUCGGAAGUUGUGGCGGAUUCUCUGGUACCAACAUCGUGUCUCUCUUCUGUGGCGACGGCACAAAUAAAACCCUCAACGCCAACUUUCAAUAUCCAUUUAGACUCAGCAAAUUUCCACUCGUUGAUGGAAACACCACUAUUUGCAAUCACUCUGUCCCUACCACACACCUGAUGGGAGACUCCACAUCGGCCGCUGAGUUCUUCGUCGGCAUCGGGGUCUUAUGUUUCCUGUAUAGCAUGGUAGCUCUGCUGGUUUACUUAGGCUACAUGCACGUCUAUAAAGACUCUGACUUUGGUCCUAUAUUUGACUUUGUCAUCACAGCGGCCCUAGUUUUCCUUUGGUUGGUGUGCUCAUCUGCCUGGGCAAAGGGCCUGCAGAACGUAAAGGAUGCCACAGACACUGAAGCAAUCAGCAACACUCUAGCUCUUUGCAAAGGAAGCAACAUAACCUGCGAGGUCACGGACUUCGCCAACAUGCGGACGCUCAACAUCUCUGUGGUGUUUGGCUUUCUCAACAUGUUCAUUUGGGCCGGCAAUGCCUGGUUUGUUUACAAGGAGACUCGCUGGCACUCCCAGAAAUUCUCCUCCCAACCAGGACCUGGAAGGCAGCAGGUCCCUGCGCCAAUCUAACGCCGCCUUCCUCUUGUUGCCACACGUAAACAUGCAUACAACACAGAAAGAAAGUCAAACCUUCACCAUAUAAACACAUAUUUAAAGAUACACUUAGGAAGUUUUUAAAAAGAGUCAGUAAGAUGUUCUUGUUAGAUAAAAUAAAGGAGAGAUUGGUGGAAAUUGUCAUCAGUCAACUUAAGCUUGGUGUUUUUUUUAUUGAUAGCUCUGGAAGGAUCAAAUCAUAUUUUGCGUAUAUUUCUUCCUACAGCUUAGGAACAAUAAAAACAAAGCUUAAUCUGAACUUCAUGCUGGCCCUUUGGUCCAGAUGUACACAAAUCCAGUUUUUUAUUUUGCUAGCAAAUGCCACCAUCAUUUUAUUUAGAAUGCUGGUGCUGGUGAUUGAAAGAUAAUCAUUAUAAAAUUCACUAAAACUAGGUCUGCAAACCCACAGUGCCACCGAGCCUUCACCUUGCUUAAUAGUGGAUUUGAUUUGCUUUUUAACAGAUUUGUUUUUUCACUUGAGCCCAACCAGAGGGAAGCUUAUGGUUUCUGUCAAAGUUAGGAAGAUCCGAGUGUUUUCAGUCCCGCAGCAUCACAGAUCCUACACCGUAUUUAAAAGUGCACACUUAGUGCUUUCCAUAAAUGUAUUCUUAGUUUAGUGUUUCCAUUGUUACCUUCCUCGUUGGUGUGUGAAGCCACAAGGUGCAACAUUGUCCGCAUUUUAGAAAUUAAUAGUCACAUAUUAUUAGUUUAUAGCUCACAGAUGCUUUGUUCAUCCAUCCAACUUAUUCGUCAGGGUGACGUGGCGCUGGUAUCUAUAUCCAGAGGUAUUUGUAUAAAAGGAAGGGUACAUUUUAGAAUAAAUUGCCCGUCUAUUGCAGGAAAACACAAAGACAUACAGUUACAGGAAUUAAGCGAUUUCAUUUAUCAUGAACAACUAUUUCUUCAGACUUUAUGUUUCUUCACCUAAUAAAUGUACUUAAAUUAAAGUUUAAGAAAGGUUUGACGAAAGAAAACAUUUAUUUUGAUGGUUUUUUACACGUUUUCUAUGACAUAAGGAAAGAUAAAUGCAUUGGAAACGACAUUUUAAUACAUUUAAAUUUUAAAAACAAAAUCACCCUUUUUUUUUAUUAUUUUUUAUGUCAAUAUUUUUUUCUUUUUUUUAUGAACUAUGUAAGCAUUUAAUUCUAAUAUGUAUAGUAUUUUGAUAUCUUUAGAAUUAAUGUUUUAGAUUCGCCACCUACUGGUUGGUGGUAGUAACUGCACCUUCAGGUGAGACUUAAUCUUUUGCAUCAGCUGUAUUAUAUUUUGCUUUUCAGCUUUAGGGGGGGAAAAAAGAAUAUGAAGUCCUUUAAAGCUCAAAUAUUAGGGACGUGGUUUAUCUCAUGGAGCUUAAUGUAAUACAAUUUUUUAAGCACAAACCGAAGAAAACCAGAGAUUCUGUGUUAAGUGAUGAAACACUUUGAACUGAGGUACCAAUUAAAGUACUAAAGAUUGCUUUGAUUGUUUAGCUUUCCCUGUAAUCCUAAAGAAUGUAAUAUUAAUUUUUUUGCUCUAUGCAAGUUUUAUUAUUUACAUUUUUCGGAUUACAUAAUAUUCCACCAAAGCACUAUUUUUGCAGCUCGUUUUGUUUUAUCGAAUGUCCAUUUUCAUAAACCUUCUGUAAACCCAGUCAUGUUUCUAUAUUUUACUUUGUCUUCAGUAUCUAAUGAUAUUUCAUUCUCUGCUACAUUGUAAUGGUAUCUUUUUUCUGAAAAAUAGGUCAAAUUUCAGUAAAACAGUGACUGUCUACAGUGUACUGGUGAUACAUUUCUGCAGUGGUGCUGAAAAGGAAUCCACUCUCUUCAAUGUGAACCGAUGAUUUCAUUGUGUGUGUUGAUU